Cladocopium goreaui is the source of this 1932-nucleotide messenger RNA. Lineage: Eukaryota; Dinophyceae; Suessiales; Symbiodiniaceae. The record is from the annotation of a GenBank genome assembly.
AGGUGGUGCCCAGCAGUGGCUCUUAAGCCACACUGUCGCCACGGGGGCCUCUUUUGGAUGUCGGUGCAAUCGAUCUUCCGCGCGGCGGCGCAGUCAGACUGAGGCCGCAGACGUCCCAAGCUGUGAUGAUCGGCGUGGCUUUUCCCCAGCGCCUCUGCGCGUGCAAGCAGAUGCGGAAGAGGGCCACGGUGGGGCUGAGCAGCGAAGGCCGCGCAGCGAUUCAUCCCAGGACCCACCAAUUUGUGCAGCUUGUGGAAGGACUGCCAAAACCCGUUGUGGAAGAUGCAAACAAGAGAAUUACUGCAACAAGGAGUGCCAGGCCCAACAUUGGAAGAAACAUAAACUUGUGUGUCGACCUGCGUCCACGCCCUCGCGGCCCAGCACGACACCGGCGAGGCAGCCCUCAGAGGACGUGGAGCUGAUUCCACUCUGCGGCCAAGGCUUUCGGCGCUGGCUCUCCCAAUCCGCAUGGCGGCAAGUAAGCUCUGCUCAGCUGGAGGAACCCAGUGUUGGCAUCACCAACUGGAGCAACAACUGCUACCUCAGUGCAGUGUGCCAAUGCCUCCUGCAUACGCCGUUGUUACGACGACAUUUACAUGACACCUGCCAAGAACUUCCCAAGGAUCCAUGGUUGGCCGAGCUAGUGGGUCUCUGUCGUCUCUUGGACGAUGCAAAGCGUCGGGGCCUGCGCUAUGUGGAUCCCCCUCGACGACUCACCAAGCUGAUCGCGGAGGCCAGUGAAGAGUUUGCGUUUGGCCGACAAGCUGACCCGCACGAAGCUUUCAUGAUGCUGACUGCCGGAUGGCUCGCUGGCUGCGUGAAGGUGGGCGAUGGCAGCGGGACAGAUUGUUCCAAGCUUGGGUACUCGGAGAAGGAACAAUUAGAGGCGAGCAGCAUGAUCGGCCAUGUCUUCGGUGGAAUCAUGGGUUCCUUAGUUCGCUGCAAGUCUUGCACCUAUGAGUCCUUGGUCAGCCGUGUGGAGUACUGCCUGUGCCUCACAGUGACACUGGGUAUGACGGAGGAGGAGUUGCAACGUUGUCGCCAGGAGAGCGCACAACAACUGAAUCGUUGGUGCCUUCGUCGACCUUUGCAAGGCUCCAGACAAGAGUCUUCUGCCAGCCCUACAUCUCUGUCGGAUCUUCUCGAUGAGUACACCAAGGCAGAGCACCUUGAAGGCUUCAAGUGUGACAAGUGCAAACAAGAAGACUGCGAGAAGAGAGCCUUCAUCCGCCGUCGGCCGAACGCCUUUGUGAUUUACAUCAAUCGUAGACAGGACACCAAUCUUUUUGGCAAGAUCAAUCGGAGGGUGAGCUUCCCUACGAAAUUGGAUUUGAGCCGCUGGAUUCCCCCAGAAGACAUCCGUCAAUUCGGCGAGUGCAACGGAGGCAUGGACUACCUGCUGUAUGCUCUGUGUGUCCACCACGAUUUACGGGGUUCCACAGCCUCCGGGCACUAUGUCGCAUAUGCUCGGGACCGUCACAACAGAUGGUUCCACAUCGACGACGAGACGGCCCGGCAGGUCCAAUGGCAAGAUGUGGAAGAGCAAAGUCAGCACGUUUCGGUGCUGUUCUAUAUGGCGGAGACUCCUGUGGAUAUGGCUGAGUCAGUUCCCAUCAGUGAAGAGAAAGGAGGACCACAUGAAUCCAUCGAGGAGACUGCAACUGCAUCACCCACAAGCCCGACAAGUCCCAGCAAGGAGCAGGUGCAGAACGGCUCUCAGGACGACAAGACCCUCGGUGUGCAGAAUGUCAAGGCAACCGAGGCUUCCGACGACUUCCGAAAUCUGACAGUGCAAGAAACUGUUUCACACCAGCCAGAUGUGCUGGGCACAGACGGAAAGAGACCCUCAGAAAUCCAGAGAGAGACCGUUGAGAGAUCCUCAAAAAUCGAGAAAGUGAAGUGAAGCACUGAGAAAGCACAUGUUUUGCCUGG